CGUGGUGAUGAUGCCCAAGACGCGGCAGGCGCUGGUGGAGUUUGAAGACCCGGAGAGCUCCCGCAGCUGCGUCGACUACUCGUCCACGGGCUCCGUCUACGUGUGCGGGCAGCCGGCCUAUUUUAACUUCUCUACCAGCCAGAAGCUUUGGCGCCCUGGCGUCCCGGGGGAUAACGGCAACAGCAACCACGUCCUGCUCUUCACCAUCCUCAACCCCAUCUACCCCAUCACCACGGAUGUGCUUUACAACAUUUGCAAACCAUUUGGGCCUCUGCAACGCAUUGUGAUCUUCAGGAAGAAUGGCCUGCAGGCCUUUGUGGAAUAUCCUUUCAACGAGAUGCAUAACCGUAACGACAUGUCCGCCAUUCACGCGACGCGUCUGAAUGUGUUUAAAAAUGACUCUGAGACCUGGGACUUCACCAACCCUGGCCUCAAGCAAGGCCACCAGCAGCCACCGCCACCGGGCCUCGACUACGGACCUGGCGGCGACGGCAUGGGCAUGGGCGGUGGGGGAGGAAUGGGCAUGGGAGGAAUGGGCAUGGGCAACCUGGGUGGGCCCCAGGGCCAGCACGUGCAGGCCAUGAUGAACCAGCAGGCCGGCAACAAGGUCCUCAUGGUGUACGGCUUGGAUGCCGAACGCUUCAACUGCGACCGCGUGUUUAACAUCCUCUGCCUCUUCGGCGACGUGGAGAAGGUUAAGUUCCUGAAGAGCAAGCCGGGAGCCGCCAUGGUCGAGAUGGGAGAUCAGUACGCCGUGCACAGGGCGGUUUUUCACCUCAAUAUGUCUCAGAUCUUUGGAAAUAAAAUCAACCUCUG
Messenger RNA from Petromyzon marinus (sea lamprey), 816 nucleotides. NCBI's taxonomy places the organism in Eukaryota, Metazoa, Chordata, Hyperoartia, Petromyzontiformes, Petromyzontidae. The record is from RefSeq and is a predicted model, not a curated record.